Amoebophrya sp. A120 is the source of this 412-nucleotide messenger RNA. The record is from the annotation of a GenBank genome assembly. Lineage: Eukaryota; Dinophyceae; Syndiniales; Amoebophryaceae.
UGCAAAUGUCGACAACGACAUCGUCGAGUACACUGCUUGCAUCUACAGCAUCACUCGGUUUGUUAUUUCACUCAUUUAUCUUCUUCUUCUUCGUGCUUUUCAUCUUCAGCUUGUUAUUGUGAACAAGGAAAUUUGUCGGAAUUCGGAAAACGUCAGCGCUUGUCGCCGGUGCUGUUUAUCAUCUUGAAGUUCAUAUUUUUCGUAAUCCGGUUGAGAAUUUGAGAGCUUCUAGUAACGGUUCAAAAACAGCAUUACAGAUUCAGAAAAAGUUCAGAAGUGUCUUGCUGUCGCACCCUACCGCGACGCUCUUUGAGCGGUGCUUCUCAUAUCUAUGUAUUUCCCUGUUGUUGAAGAAGAGAUUUUUAUUUUUAUAUUUCCACAAAAGAAAACUAACCUUUGCCACGACCUGGGG